Apaloderma vittatum (bar-tailed trogon) is the source of this 1033-nucleotide messenger RNA. RefSeq names its product galactosidase, alpha (gene GLA). The transcript has 7 exons. Gene Ontology annotation, molecular function: alpha-galactosidase activity. The annotation marks the transcript as partial. The record is from RefSeq and is a predicted model, not a curated record. NCBI's taxonomy places the organism in Eukaryota, Metazoa, Chordata, Aves, Trogoniformes, Trogonidae. Gene Ontology annotation, cellular component: cytoplasm. Gene Ontology annotation, biological process: glycoside catabolic process; glycosylceramide catabolic process; oligosaccharide metabolic process.
CGAGCAGCUCUUUGUGGAGAUGGCCGACGUGAUGGCUGCCGAGGGCUGGAGGGAUGCGGGCUACGAGUUCGUCUGCAUCGAUGACUGCUGGAUGGCCCCGGCGCGGGGUGGGGGCGGGAUCCGCAAGCUGGCGGACUACGUCCACUCCAAGGGGCUGAAGCUGGGAAUCUACAGCGACGUCGGGAACAAGACGUGUGCCGGCUUCCCUGGCAGUUACAACCACUACGACCUGGAUGCCCAAACGUUUGCGUCCUGGGGCGUUGACCUCCUCAAGUUCGACGGCUGCAACUCCGGCUCGCUGGAGCUCCUGGCAGAAGGUUACAGGCACAUGUCUGUGGCACUGAACAAGACUGGAAGAAGUAUCGUGUACUCCUGUGAGUGGCCUUUCUAUUUGAGGCCAGUGCAGCAGCCCAAUUACACAGAGAUCAAACAAUACUGCAAUCACUGGAGGAACUUUUAUGAUGUCUACGAUUCCUGGAACAGCAUCAAGAGUAUCUUGGACUGGACAGCACUUCACCAGGACAGCAUCGUGAAGAUCGCUGGGCCAGGAGGCUGGAACGAUCCUGACAUGCUGGUGAUUGGAAACUUCGGGCUGAGCUGGGACCAGGAAGUGACCCAGAUGGCCAUGUGGGCCAUUAUGGCAGCUCCCCUCUUCAUGUCUAACGACCUGCGCCGCAUCAGCCCUGAGGCCAAGUGGUUGCUCCAGAACAAAGAGGUGAUCGCCAUCAACCAGGAUCCUCUGGGCAAGCAGGGAUACCGAAUCACCAAGGACAAGGGCUUUGAGCUGUGGGAACGGCCCCUCUCCGGCGGAGCCUACGCUGUGGCAGUGCUGAACCAGAAGGAGAUUGGGGGACCCCAGAACUUCACCUUCUCCCUCACCCUCCUUGGCAACGGGCUAGCCUGCAACCCAGCCUGCUGCAUCCGGCAGGUGCUGCCAGCCAGCAGGAACUGGGGGGUUUACACCUGGGUCUCCUCCUUGAGCGUCGAAGUGAACCCAACAGGCACCGUCCUGCUCAGAGUAACUGCACUAUAG